AGCUGGGAGAACCGGGAUUGCCAGGAUUUGCUGGAACCGCUGGGCUCGAUGGGAAGAAUGGUAUGAAAGGGGCAAAAGGAGACAGAGGCCUGCAGGGCCAGAAAGGGGAACCGGGGGGAGAAGGCGAUUCUGGUCUAACUGGUGACAUUGGACGGAAAGGUUCGAAGGGUUUACGUGGGUUGCCAGGAAGGACAGGACCUCCAGGAGCAGAUGGAAUCAAGGGGGAAAUUGGUGGCGUUGGAAGUCCAGGGACCUCAGGUGCAGAUGGGCUUCUGGGACCCAAGGGUGAGCGCGGAGAGUCUGGCACAGACGGGCCCAAGGGAAUUUCAGGGCAGAAAGGAGAAAAGGGGGCCAAGGGGGUGCCUGGCCUGGGAGGCUUUAAAGGACAGGUAGGCCUACCUGGCAAGGUGGGUGUCGCUGGACCACCUGGCCUGCAAGGACCUCAGGGUGAGCCAGGAGUACAGGGCGAGAGGGGUAGAAGAGGAAGGCAACAGCUUUGUCUCAGGGGACCCCCGGGAACUCCUGGCAACAAAGGAGGAGUGGGGGAGGAUGGCCCAGCUGGUCGGAAAGGAGAAAAGGGAGAUCCUGGACUUUCUGUGGGAGACGUAAAGGACAUUGUCAGGAGUGAGAUGAGCGAUAAAGAUGGUGAGCAAAGACAAAGCAGCCCCUCUCCCCCCCCCUCCGCCCCCAGUAUUGAGACUGGCAGCCCCUGA
Molecule: messenger RNA, 713 nt
Organism: Lacerta agilis (Sand lizard)
Lineage: Eukaryota; Metazoa; Chordata; Lepidosauria; Squamata; Lacertidae
Product: collagen alpha-2(VI) chain-like
Exons: 10
Coding region: 63-713 (216 amino acids)
Source: RefSeq, a predicted model, not a curated record